Messenger RNA from Colletotrichum acutatum, 527 nucleotides. RefSeq lists its product as uncharacterized. The transcript has 2 exons. The coding region runs from base 99 to 386 and encodes 95 amino acids. The record is from RefSeq and is a predicted model, not a curated record. NCBI's taxonomy places the organism in Eukaryota, Fungi, Ascomycota, Sordariomycetes, Glomerellales, Glomerellaceae.
AAACACUUGAUUUUGCAACCAAUCACAUUCGCCAAUCUUGCUGGCCGUGGCGGUAAUCUGCGCUUCGGUCACGUUUGCCAGAUCCGACCUCUCCUCCUAUGCGUACCUACCGUACUCCGUACCUUUCUCCCUACCUUGCCUUACUCUCGACCGUGCCGAGGAACCCAAUUGUCACAUUUCCUUCGGCCUCACCAUUGACCAGCCCCUGGUCUCCAUCUGCACCUACUGCACAACCUACGUCGCUCAUCCUACCCCAGGCCCUCCAUCACGUCGUGGGUCGCACCAUUACCCCACAAUUUCUUAUUUCAUUCCCGUCCCCUUCGUCUCUUAACACGCAAGGUACGCGAUACUUUUCGCUAUUGAGCACAGCUCCAGCCCUGCCCUAGGCGCUGCGGGUUGGUGGUUGACUCUGGAGUAACAGCCAUCACGAGCCUUGAGAAGAGCAAGUUGAUCAAUACUACCCCUGCUGUCGUUACGCCCCUCCCGAUCAUCGCACUUUCGCCGGUCCUUCACCUUGUCUGCUUAGA